Molecule: messenger RNA, 459 nt
Organism: Neurospora hispaniola
Lineage: Eukaryota; Fungi; Ascomycota; Sordariomycetes; Sordariales; Sordariaceae
Exons: 5
Coding region: 1-459 (152 amino acids)
Source: RefSeq, a predicted model, not a curated record
AUGCCUGCCGGCCGAACCCCGAAUGAGUAUACAAGCUACUACAUCGUUUACUCGAUGGCAGGCAGAAAGGGUAACAGGGGUCGGUUUUAUCAAGCUGAACCGCUUGGUGCCGGUGCCGGUGCCUGGGAGGAAGUCAAGUACAAAAAGGGCUACCGACUUUUUGGGGAGGAAAAUUCUUGGGUUUGCUUCAGUUGGGCUAAGUGGGCAAGGUUAGUAAGUAGCGUAGCUGCUUACCUUACGGAACUAGAUGAUAAUGACGAAGUGAAGUGGUGGAGUGAAGGAAGUGAAGUGGUGAAGGAAGUAAAGAAAAUAACUGGAAACAAAGUUGAUUCGAGAACAUCUAGCACAUUAUACCAUCUCUCCCCACCAGAAAUUGUUCAUGUUCAGAUGAUAGGUCUCUCGUACCUCGUAGAUGCAAAUCUCAAUAUGAGGAGGUGGGAGAUGGGAGGUGGGAGGUGA